AUGGCCUGGGUGGACAACCUGGCGGGAGUGGCGCCCCAUUUCGGCGCAUCAGCGCAAACGCGUUUGGAGGAUGUCAAGGUGAGGUUCUUCCGCAUCACAGUCUUGGGAGCUUCCGCGUGCGGAAAAACCAGCCUGAUCAGCUCAUUUGUCAAUCGCAACUUUCCAUCGCGCUAUGUCCGAACUGAGAAGGUUCAGGUGUAUCACAAGAAGAGCGAGCUUCCUGACGAGACUGAGUACCACGAGGUGCUGAGGCCCAUUCUGCUUGAGAUCGAAGACACGCCUGGCUCGGAGCGUGGCUUCGACGACGACGAUGACAACACCGGGCGCAAA
Molecule: messenger RNA, 330 nt
Organism: Effrenium voratum
Lineage: Eukaryota; Dinophyceae; Suessiales; Symbiodiniaceae
Source: the annotation of a GenBank genome assembly